GAAGUUGAUGAGGCAUUGACUGAAUUCUUCUCACACUAAACAAAAUCCCUCCACUCUGUUUUCCUCUGCAAAUCUUUUCAUUCUCUGCAAUUCAUCUUCUCCGUAAGAUCUUCUGCUAUCGAUUUCAUUUAGGGAAGUGAAAGCCUCAUCAGAAACAUUCAGAAUCAUAGUAAGAAAACCCAUUGAUUUUUUUUUUUCAACAUUUUGAACUAUCAGGAUUUGAUUAGGCUUCAAGAAAAUGGGGUACAAGGCGAAGAACAAAUCCAAAGACAACUCUAAAGGAAAAGUUGGAGCGGCCUCAAAGGGAUUUCAUCAAGAUUCAUUCCGCAGUAAUCCAACAGUUCGUCAGAACGGAAAUCCCACCAAUUAUCCAGCAGGAAUUCGUCAGAACAAUGCUUACUCAUAUGGGAAUCUAGCUGAAUUCAGUGAGGCUGAAGUUGAACGGGCAUACUAUCAAUAUCUGGGUAUAACUUAAUUUUCAAUUAAAUGUUCAAUUUUUUACUUUACGGCUGUAAUGAAUUAGAACCAUUAAUAAAGAGUUAAUUCUUGAUUACCACAGAGAAAUAUGAGAUGACCGAAAUGGUACUCAAAGAAUCAUCUAAUCAAGACCAGAAUACUAGUCCACCUGGUGCAUCUGCUGUGGAAUCCCCUGAUAUUAUGAAUAUAAAAGAAUCAAAUGAUCCCCACCCUGCUGCCGGUGGAUCUUCUGUUCUGGAAUCGUCUGAUUUGAAUAAAGAAGGUAUCUACACUUCUGGCAAUCGAGCUGCUGACAAAGAAACAGUGAAGGAAGCUUUGAUCACAGCAGAUAUGAAAGUGAAAGCAGAAUCCAACAGGACUAAAUGCGCAAUCUGUGAUAUUGACAAACCGACUAGGGGCAUGAAACAUGCUGCUAAAUGCGGGCACCGAUUCUGUUUGGGAUGUUUCAACAAUUAUGUUCUUGGAAAGAUUCACGAAGUCUUGGAUCCCAGUGUGUCAUGCCCAAAUAAGGAGUGCACUGAAAUCUUGAGUGACGAUGAAAUCUUGGCUCUUCUUAAUCCAUGUACUAAAACGAAAUGGCUUCUUGUUCAAAAUUAUCAGGUAACAAAGGAUAUCGAAGCCAAAUUCACUGCCCUUUCAUCCAGAGCCCAAGUAUGCUUGUCGAUGAUUGACAAUAUUCCCUGAUCACAAUUAGAUAGUACUUAGGACUUACGAUGGCUAGCUAGCUAACUAGCUUCUGGAAAAAGGUUACUGAGAACCUGGAAACAUUAAUGGCUUUUGUGUUUGUUUUGAGUUGGAUAGCUUCUUUGCAAAGGUUGAAUUUUUGAGGAAAUUGCAGUUCAAAGGCAAGCUUUAAAGAUUUGGUAUGGAUUUAGAGCCACAGUUUCUUUUACUGAAAUUCUAAAGUUUCCGUUCAUGUGUAAUGAUACAAUUUUUAGUUCAUUUCAUCCCUUGUUUCAUUGUAAUGAAGCUCUUUGAUGUGUUUCUCAAAACUUUCUUAAGGAUGAUGAUGUUGUUGUAAAUAUAAGUGGA
Oldenlandia corymbosa var. corymbosa is the source of this 1509-nucleotide messenger RNA. The record is from the annotation of a GenBank genome assembly. NCBI's taxonomy places the organism in Eukaryota, Viridiplantae, Streptophyta, Magnoliopsida, Gentianales, Rubiaceae.